AUGACAUUAGUUAUCUAUGAGAUUGCAGACAAUGUAGAAGGUCACGACCCCGACACAGAGAAGGAAGACACUGACGCAGAGAGACGCCUAGAAGCACAUCACACAGGGUGUUUCUACUUCAGCUCCAGUUUUUACUGCAUGUCUAAGGAGACGAAGAGCUGGGAGGAGAGCAGACAGAACUGCAGUUCGAGAGGAGCAGACCUGGUGAUCAUAAACAGCAAAGAGGAACAUGAGUUCAUCGGUCAGCAGCUGGGCGGCUCUCAGGCUUGGAUUGGUCUGAGUGACAGAGAUAGAGAGGGAGAGUGGAAAUGGGUGGACGGUACACCACUGACCACUGAGUAUUGGGGUCCGGGGGAACCGGGUAAUACAGGUGAUGAAGACUGUGCUGAGAUUUACAAUACAGAUAAGGUUGUCUGGAACGACAUGAAAUGCUCUGAUAAACGACACUGGAUCUGUGAGAAACGUCUUUCUCAGUGACGAGUAUCAUUUUAUAAUAAAAAGCGCUUAUACACAAAUUGAACCAAAUAUAUAAAAAAUAUAAAAGACAGUAUUUUGAUGAUAAUUGUGUCUCAGUGUAUGUUCUUGUUUUCUCAGAGUGAACUCAGUAAUCAGUCAGUGACACAAAGUGCACAGAGACUGUUCAUGUUUUUUACUGUAACUCAUAGAUGUAUAUUUCUUAUGAUUCUGAUGCAGUAACUCUGUAGAUCUGUGAUGAUGAACGCAGUAUAAUUGAGAUAAUUGUAUCUGAAGAGUCCAUCUCAGUGUCUCUGACUCUGUUAAAUCAGCAUAAGCCUGAGCUCAAGCAAGAUUGGAUUGAGGUUUAUUAUACUGUUUUUGAUCCUAGAGUGAGGGACAUGAUGUGAAAUGACUGUAAAGGGGUUGAUUCCUGGUUUGCAGGUACUUUUCUGCUCAAACGGUUAAGCUGAAUAGAGUUUAUGUUAAAAACAACAUUUAAAUAAAUCUGUACAGAGCA
Pangasianodon hypophthalmus (striped catfish) is the source of this 973-nucleotide messenger RNA. RefSeq names its product C-type lectin domain family 17, member A-like. The transcript has 4 exons. Gene Ontology annotation, molecular function: D-mannose binding; fucose binding. Gene Ontology annotation, cellular component: external side of plasma membrane. Gene Ontology annotation, biological process: biological process involved in interspecies interaction between organisms. Lineage: Eukaryota; Metazoa; Chordata; Actinopteri; Siluriformes; Pangasiidae. The record is from RefSeq and is a predicted model, not a curated record. The coding region runs from base 1 to 477 and encodes 158 amino acids.